CUACAGAGGAAAGAGUCAACUGUUGGCGGGGGAGACGAGGAUGAUUGAUCGGUGAAGAAGAAUCUUGUGAGAAGCAGCAACUUCGAUGGAGAAACCGGAGAAGAGAGGGGUGAUCGACACGUGGCUUGAUAAACACCAUUCGUUAUACACGGCGGCUACACGCCAUGACUUCGUCAUCUCCAUCCUCGACGGAUCCGUUGAUCUCUCCUCCUUCAAAACUUGGCUGGGGCAAGACUACCUCUUCGUGAGGGAGUUCGCGCCGUUUGUAGCGAAUGUUCUGAUCAGAGCCGGCAAAGAAUCCGGCGAGACUUCCGACAUGGAAGUGGUUCUCGGUGGUUUAGCGUCGUUGAAUGAUGAGAUCGAAUGGUUUAAAAGCGAAGGGUCGAAGUGGGGCGUUGACUUCUCGACCGUUGUGGCUCAAAAGGCGAAUAAAGAAUAUCGCAGGUUUCUUGAAGGUCUGAUGAGUAGUGAAGUGGAGUAUGGGGUGGUGAUGACGGCUUUCUGGGCGAUAGAAGCGGUGUAUCAAGAGAGCUUUGCUCACUGUUUGGAGAAUGGGAACAAAACUCCGGGGGAGCUUACCGGAGCUUGCAAUCGGUGGGGCAACGACGGGUUUAGACAGUACUGUUCAUCUGUGAAGAAUAUUGCUGAACGUUGUCUGGAGAAUGCCUCAGGGGAAGCUUUGGUUGAAGCUGAAGAUGUUCUGGUACGUGUUCUUGAACAUGAAGUUGCCUUCUGGGAGAUGAGCCGUGGUGGACAGUAGUAAAUGCUUUGGUUCAGAUAUCUCAUUUGCUAUGUUAUUUAUUUUUUACUAGUGUGUGAAAGACAAACUAUGUGGUUGUGAUCCCGAGAAACUCUGCUUUUGAAUUUUUUUCUCUUACAUUGUGAUCUUUCUCGCUA
Raphanus sativus (radish) is the source of this 897-nucleotide messenger RNA. Its product is annotated as bifunctional TENA-E protein. The coding region runs from base 86 to 760 and encodes 224 amino acids. NCBI's taxonomy places the organism in Eukaryota, Viridiplantae, Streptophyta, Magnoliopsida, Brassicales, Brassicaceae. Gene Ontology annotation, cellular component: cytosol. The transcript has 4 exons. The record is from RefSeq and is a predicted model, not a curated record.